This is a messenger RNA of Neolamprologus brichardi, 4398 nucleotides long. The record is from RefSeq and is a predicted model, not a curated record. Lineage: Eukaryota; Metazoa; Chordata; Actinopteri; Cichliformes; Cichlidae.
UUCGCCGUGGUUUCGGUUGAGAAUUCUUGGCAACGUCUCGCUUGGUGAACAGGCAGCAGACCGUCGGGCAACGGCUGUUUCCACAAUGUCUGGAGGAUUAUUUUAACGGAGCUGGAAGUGAGCGGAAACCCUGGAGCAGCGAAAGAGUGAAAAACCGGGCCGCCUCUGCCUGCACAGUGACGUCAGACGUCACCACAAGCUUCGCCUGCACAGCUGAGGGCAAAAAAGAUCUGCAUCAGACAUCAUCCAAGAAGAAGAAGAAGAGGAGGAGGACGGCCUGGUUCCAGAUUGGAUGGACCAGUGAAGUCUUUCCCACCCUCCCUGUUAAAAGCAAUGUUUUUGGGAGCUGGAGGUCGUAACAGCACCUUCCCCAGCACCCCUCCCAAUAUGGGAUGCCAGCCCCCUGCCCCCCUGCCCUGAGCUCUCUUGGGGUGUCAUGAAUAGCUACAGAGACAGAGGGGUAACUUGCACCUCCUCAGACCUUCUCGAUGGAGGCGGAGGAGGGUUGCCCCAGCACACUCCAUUUCGUCACACCCCUAAUGGGCACCCGGCGCUAAGUCCCUCUGACCCGGUCGUCCAACCACGCAUCUCUGUGCCCAAAAUGGGUGUCCGUGCACGGAUCGCAGAAUGGCCUCCACGCCGUGCUCAGUCCCGGGAGUCGCUGCUUGAGAAUGGGCAGAUUGGCGGCAAUCACUACGGCGAUGACGGUUCAGUUUUAUCAGUUUUGUCUGACUUCAGGCUGGUGCGGGGAGGAGUCGCCAGGUUGCCCCGGCGGAGGUCCAAGGAUGUAGGAGAGUUUGGCGGUGAGAGAAGUUCUCCUUUCAGCCUCAGAGUGUUCCCACCUUUGAGAAAGCGCUCCAACAGUGAAGUGACGCUGAGCGAACAAGAUGAAAAUGAGGUGGAGGCUCGAGGAGAUGGCGGAUUGGGGAACCGGUUCAGGGAAUACGGUAGCACCUCCUCCAUUGACAUCCAAGGCAUCCCUGACCAGAGCUUCUUUGAUAUGAUCAGCCAGUUCCGCCAGGAGAGGCCUGACCAGCGCAGCUCUGCACCCAUACAACUGGGCGAGCUGCUGCGUGCUCCAGACUCGCCACCUGGACCUCUCCCCUCAGCGCCCUCACCUGGUCCCACAGGUGUGGAAGACAGAGAGACAGGAAGGAAAGACGGCACUGAGAGAGUGAGAAAGAAAAGUGGAGGGACAGAGUCGUCGCUGGGCACCUCCUCUUUGUUUCGGAAACUUCGGAGCUCCAAUAGAGGGGAGCUGGAUGGAGGGAAAGGAGAGACUGUUGAGGACAGGGGAACACGAGCUGCCAUCAAUUCCUCCUAUAAAUCGUGGGUGUGUCCAAAAAGCUUUGUCCACUUUGACGCUCAGAGCAUCCUGUUUGACCUCCACGAGGCAGCGGCUCAGCGUGGCUUUGUCACGCAGAGGAGAAACACGGCCACGGGAGCAUCAGCAGCCUCAGUAUCUCUCUCGGUCUCCAGAUCCUCAGCGAGUGUAAACGACCCCAUUUACUCCAGCAUCGAGGAUUUGACUCUGAGCCUCGACCAGGGCUCCACCACACCCUCACUGGGCGUGGACCCUCUAGAUUGCGCUGGAGCCCAGAGCUCCAGUCCACUUCUUCUCUCCUGCCCACACUUCCUCAAUGAAACCGGAGGCCACGGAGAGCGCAACAUCAGCUUCCUCAGCUCGUCAUUAGAACGAGGAGGAGAUGGAGGAGGAGGGGACGGGGGGAGGGGAUGGCUGAGGAAGAGUAACGCCAGCGUGUCAGUGGUGGAGGUGGCCACUGAAGAGCAGGCUACAAGACUGGAAAGACUGAAACUGUACAGCAUAGAGCAUGUAGACCUGGGAGCUAGGUACUACAGAGACUACUUCCAUGGAAAAGAGCACUCAAACUACUUUGGGACAGACGAUAAGCUGGGCCCUGUGGCCUUGAGCAUCCGCAGAGAGAAACUGGAAGACACCAAAGACCUGAAAGACCAGUACCAGUACCGACUCAUCGUCAGGACGAGCGAGCUGGUGACGCUGCGCGGCUCCAUUUUAGAAGAUGCAGUGGCGUCUACGGGGAAGCAUGGCACCGUUCGGGGUCUGCCACUCAAAGAGGUCCUGGAACAGGUCGUCCCCGAACUCAACGUGUCCUGUUUGAGACUGUCGCUCAGCACCGCCAAAGUCACAGAGCAGCUCCUUAAACUGGAUGAACAGGGGUUAAGUCAGAAGCACAAGGUGGGUGUUCUGCUGUGCCGUGCAGGGCAGAGCACAGAGGAGGAGAUGUACAACAACGAGGAGGCAUCGCCCGCCUUCUCUGCCUUCCUGGAGCUGCUCGGGGAGCAGGUGCUUCUCAAAGGAUUCACCAAAUACGCUGCACAACUCGACACCAAGACGGACUCUACGGGCACCCACUCCCUGUACACCACCUACCAGGGCUAUGAGAUAAUGUUCCACGUGUCCACCAUGCUGCCAUACAUGCCCAGCAACCCACAGCAGCUCCUGAGAAAGAGGCACAUAGGGAACGAUAUUGUCACCAUCAUCUUUCAAGAGCCUGGAGCGCUGCCCUUCACCCCGCAAAAUAUUCGUUCACACUUCCAGCACGUUUUUGUUAUUGUUCGUGUUCACAACCCCUGCUCUGAAAACACCUAUUACAGUGUUGCCGUGACGCGAAUGAAGGAUGUGCCCCCCUUUGGACCACCCAUCCCCAGCGGCGUCACCUUCCGGGACCCAGAGACGUUUCGUAACUUCCUUCUCGCCAAAGUCAUCAAUGCAGAAAACGCAGCACAUAAGUCUGAGAAGUUCCACACCAUGGCGACUCGAACACGGCAGGAGUACCUGCGCGACCUGGCCGAGAACUAUGUCAGCAGCACGCCGCUGGAUUCGGCCGGCAAAUUAAACAACCUCAUCUCCCUCGCAUCUAAGAAACGGGAGCGCACGAAGGCGAGAGAGGGAGCGGAGCUGGGUGCUGCCGGGGCGGUCGCCUGGAGAGUCCAGGCCCAGGACUUUAGCGGAGGCGGGGGAGCAGAACUCCCCUGUGCCUUGGGUGUGUCGGCUGAAUACAUCGUCCUCAUAGACUGCUCCACCAAAGAGGUGGUGUUCAACUGUUUCUGUGCAGACGUGAUCGGCUGGACGCCGGAGCGGCUGGCACUGAAGAUCUUCUACGGCAGAGGAGAUCACAUUGCAGUUCGAGUGCCAGAGGGAGGUGCACAGGACAUCAGGGAGAUGGUGCAGAGGUUAAAGUUGUUGACGGUGGGAUGUGAAACUGUGGAUAUGACACUAAGAAGAAAUGGACUGGGACAGCUGGGCUUCCACGUUCGCUUGGAUGGCACCGUAGCUGAGGUGGAGGAGUACGGCUUCGCCUGGCAGGCAGGCCUGAGGCAGGGUAGCCGGUUAGUGGAGAUCUGCAAGGUGGCCGCAGUGACGCUGACGCACGAGCAGAUGAUUGACCUGCUGAGGACAUCGGUCACAGUCAAAGUUGUCAUCAUUCCUCCAUACGAAGAAGGCGGGCCUCGCAGGGGCUGCACCGAGGAGUACGAGAUGAAGACCAUGGAGCAGAAACCAGAACCUGAGCCUCUAGCAGCAGGAUACCGACCCUCUCCCCGCCAGACCUGGCGAUGGGAGAACUCACCUGUUCCUCAAGUGCUCCACCCCACUAGCAUGCAGCGCUGGGCCCCCAUCGGCCCCCCACCUCCUCCACUAGUACGCUCACACAAGCCCCUGAUGCCAGUUCCCUACAGAGAGCCUCAGCACCUCAGCUCCAAGAGCGAUGAGGUGCCCAACGAUCUGUCCGGUCGGCUCUACCACCUGGAAGUGAUGCUGAAGCAGCUGAACAAUGACCUGGAGAAAGAGAAGCAAGAUAAGGUCGUCUUACUCGCUGAGAUGGCCAACCUGAGAGAGAACAACCAGCGGCUGCAGGUGGAGAGCCAGACCGCCAGCGAGCAGCUGCGCAAGUUCAGCGUGCUUCUGACCAAUCUCAACAAGCCGGGCAGCGACCACGAGGCUCACUCCUUAGCCGAUUCACAGAGGGAGUGACCGACAGCCAAGGAAGAGAGUGAGGUUCAGGCCAGAGGGAGGGGCUUUCAGUUCCCAUGAUUCCUUGCACUCACAGGGGCGGCAGAUGUCACACUCAGCUUCCACUGGGCUGCCUUAAACCAGAGAGAAAAAGAAGAUCUGGAUUUUUUUAAACCCUUCCAGUAGAGAACCUCACUUUCUACACGCUCCCUGCUCUGAGCCUGUUUAUUUUUCUAACUGAUGUCUGGAUAUUUGUCACAUGGUGUAAAUACAUCUGCUACUAUGCCGGAGGAGCGAGCAGGAGUGGAGAUCCUGACUGUUUUAGAGAACACUACAUCACCUGGAGAGGCCUAAUACUGUUCCUGCAGCCAAUCAGCCAAAAUAAAUAAAUAAAUAAGACUGCA